Molecule: messenger RNA, 1004 nt
Organism: Symsagittifera roscoffensis
Lineage: Eukaryota; Metazoa; Xenacoelomorpha; Acoela; Convolutidae
Product: patatin-like phospholipase domain-containing protein 4
Exons: 6
Coding region: 31-963 (310 amino acids)
Biological process (GO): triglyceride catabolic process; lipid homeostasis
Cellular component (GO): cytoplasm; membrane; lipid droplet
Molecular function (GO): triacylglycerol lipase activity
Source: RefSeq, a predicted model, not a curated record
UUUUUUUUGUUUCACGUCUCUUAUUUUCUAAUGACCUUUGAAAUUAGUCAGAAAUCAAAUUAUGUUGCUGAUAACGAGAAAUCAGAAAGUGAAGCUGUUGAUGAUGUUGAAGAUGUAGUGCCUGGGCUAUAUGAUGAGUGGGAGAUGAUUCAACGUCCUCUCUCCUUGGGCAUCUCCUUCAGUGGGGCUGGCUUCCUCGGCAUCUACCACUUCGGAGUCAUAGCUGCACUCAAAAAACACGCAAACAGCCUGGUCAAUAAAAUCAGCCGAUAUGCCGGGGCCUCGGCAGGUUCGCUGGCUGCGUGUAUUAUGGCAGUCGCACCAGAAAAGCUAGACGACGCAAAGACAUUUCUAAUAGCCACAGGGGAACACAUCAACCAGCUCAAAAGGGGACCUCUGAACAGAGAUUACGACAUCAUGAUGGACCUGGAGACUUAUCUGAGAAAGUCUUUGCCUGAAGAUGCCUAUGUGAAGGCAGAUGGCAGGCUCUUCGUAUCUCUCACGUCUGCAGUGUCCAUCUCCAAAAUAUCGAACAUCGUGUCAUCAAGCUAUACAUCCAAUGACCAUCUCAUCCAAUGUCUUCUUGCCUCUUGUUAUAUCCCGAUGUAUGCCAAAUCAGAUGCACCCUCCCUAGAGCAUCCGGACUCAGAUGGGAUCCACCGGACGACCCGUAUGAUCGACGGAGGCUUCACGGACAACCUCCCGCUCUUCCACGACAUACCGACUAUAUCAGUAUCUCCAUUCAGCGGCAACACCGAUAUCAGCCCUAACGAGACGAAGGGUUCGCCUCGGCUGCUCUUCACCGUGAACAAACUACCUGUUCACUUGAGUGCGUACAAUAUCAGACGGGGUGUUCACGCUCUGUUUCCGCCCCGCAAAGAGGUGCUAAUUGAAUACUACGAUUUGGGGUUUAGUGAUUGUGUCGAUUAUCUAAAAAGAACUAAGGAGUACGAUAAAAUUUAAAUUAACAGAAUGAAAAAUAUUCUAUUUGAAGUGCAAUUCUG